This is a messenger RNA of Notolabrus celidotus (New Zealand spotty), 2917 nucleotides long. RefSeq names its product establishment of sister chromatid cohesion N-acetyltransferase 2 (gene esco2). Gene Ontology annotation, molecular function: protein-lysine-acetyltransferase activity. The transcript has 17 exons. The coding region runs from base 412 to 2391 and encodes 659 amino acids. Gene Ontology annotation, biological process: mitotic sister chromatid cohesion. NCBI's taxonomy places the organism in Eukaryota, Metazoa, Chordata, Actinopteri, Labriformes, Labridae. Gene Ontology annotation, cellular component: chromatin; nucleus. The record is from RefSeq and is a predicted model, not a curated record.
CGUGUAUCCCCUUCGAUAGCUCAGUUGGUAGAGCGGAGGACUGUAGAGUGAAUACAUAAGAAAUCCUUAGGUCGCUGGUUCAAAUCCGGCUCGAAGGAGGUGAUUUUUGGUUUUAAUAACUACAAACACCACCGAAAAAUCUCAGCAUGUGCGAAAAAAUAACUCAGCUGACUGCUAAUGCUAGUUAGCGAGCAUCACACUUUUAGCUAGUUUUCUGCCCAAAGUGGACGAAGACAUAACUUCAACAGACUGAUGCCUCGUUAAACACUUAAAAAGAUGCUUCUGUUUAGAGUUUAAGAAGAGAGGCGGAGACAUCGUCCAACAACCAACAUAAAGACUGGGACAUGCUGUACCUCAACUAUUCUGGGAUUGUGUCACCAUCACCUGAAGAAGAAAGGUGAAAGUUGUGACAUGAUGCCGACUGCUACCAGGAAGAGAAAGCUCGCCCCUGUGGACUCAGACAGUCAACUACCCAAGAAGGGAGUGAACGAGGACGCGUCCCCCGUGAAGACGAGAUCCCCCAGGAAGAAGCCAGGCAGAGGACUGGACAAGGAGAACUGUCCAUCCCCACAGAAAUCCCCACGUAGACCAGCAGUCUCUCCAGCGAAGUCCCCCCGUAAAUCUCCCGUCAAAAGAUGCGUGGUCACGAGUUCUUUCUACGGCAAACAGAAGUCCGUCUACCUCACUCCGCUCGAGAGGAAGGCGGUAAAGGAGUCCCUGCCUUCCCCUCCUCGCCUCCCUGUGCCUCCUUCCCCUCCCUCUCAGGAGAAAAAGAAGAGGGUGAAGAGUGUUAAAGGAGGGAGCAAGAAGAGUUCUGGUAAAGCGGGGAAGACGGUCGUCAGAGGAUACUCCACAGCUACGAAGACGAUUAAGCUGCCAAAACUCAACACCAGCGUCCCCCCUAAACCAGCAUCAACAGCAGCAGCAGCAGCAGUCGCCUCCACCUCCACCUCUGCUCCUGCCAGCAGCACCAAACACACAGAGGCUAAGAAAUCCAUCACCAUCUCAUUCAGCAGCCUGAAGCCCAAACCAAAGAUCUUCGUGGGGGCUGCUUUCUUCAGCACGGGGAAGAAGCCGACGUCCAUGUACAAGAAAUCUGCACCCAAAUCCUCCAAAAGGGCGGCUUCGGUCCCGGCGAAAAACAAGACUGUCCUGCCGCAGAAGAAGAGUGAGGAACCAAAGCAGACGCAGCAGCAGCAGCAGCCCAAUGCAACAGAGAACCAGCAGCUGAAACAUCCUGCAGAGAGCGCCGUCCAGCCAGAGACGAUGGAAGAGAAGCAGCCGAGCUCCAAGCAGAGAUCAAGGUUUGACCCCACAGACUGGAUGGACGAGCAGCCUGAAACUCUGCAGCCAUCAAGCUCUCCUGCUCUCUUGAAGAAGAAACACGGGCUCACCAAGGAGCUGUCGAUUGUGUUGACCCGAACACCAAGUCCUGCAUCCAGAGGCCCAGCCUUCAGUGCUGAGGUUGAGUCUGUCUUAGACCUGAGUGAAAUAAGUCCUGUGAGUGCCGCUUCCAGUCCACCUGAAGAAUCUGCACCGGUGUAUCCCAUCUUUGGCUCAAGCUCCAAGAGGGCUGCAGCUCUGCGUGCUCCAGUGUCCUGCAGCACUCCCUCUGGCCCGACAGCCUCACUGCAAACAGCAUCUUUAGUCAAAGAGCGACCUGUUCGCAGGAGGAGGGAGAAACAGGACGACGACCAGCUCAUCAUUGACGCCGGCCAGAAACAGUUUGGAGCGAUAACCUGCAGCUCCUGUGGGAUGGUGUACAGCGCAGACAACCCAGAGGACAACUUCCAGCACACACAGUUCCACCAGCGCUUCCUCGAGUCCAUCAAGUUUGUGGGCUGGAAGAAGGAGCGGGUGGUGGCCGAGUUCUGGGAUGGAAAAAUCCUCCUCGUGAUGCCAGACGAUCCGAAAUACGCCAUCAAAAAGGCUGAGGAUGUGCGGCGAGUAGCAGAUAGUGAGUUGGGUUUCCAGCAGGUGACUCUGAGCCGACCCACACAGGCCAAGACCUACCUGUUCGUCAACACAGAGCGCAUGGUGGUGGGCUGCCUAGUGGCUGAACCCAUCCGUCAGGCCUACAGAGUCCUGGAGCAGCCAGAUCAGCAAAAAGACAUGACGAAGGACGACUUCAUGGACCGACACAGAGCCUGGUGCUGCUCCACCGUCCCUGAACAGGCUCUGUGUGGGAUCAGCCGGAUCUGGGUGUUCAGUCUGGCGAGACGGCAGAGCAUCGCAACCCGCAUGCUGGACACUGUCAGGAGCAGCUUCAUGUACGGCAGUCACCUCACGAAGGAAGAGGUCGCCUUCUCUGACCCCACACCCGACGGCAAACUGUUCGCCACCAAGUACUCCGGCACGCCGACCUUCCUCGUGUACAACUUCAUCGCGUGAGGAUCUGUGACGUGAUGAAAGCUGCACAACUGUUCUACCCGACACGUCCUGUGAACAGAUCCUCACGGCGGUGGUUCAGGUUCCUGCGUUAACGAAGUCUGGCUCCUGUUUGUGUUGAAGUGUGAAGGCCUCAGUUGUGUAACUCUGAUUCUACGUUGUGUGUUCGACAUUAGGUGUAGUUUAUUUUGAAGGUCCAUGACUCAGUAUUUAUACUCUGCUUGAUUCCGUUGUUUGUAUAUUUGAUGUGUUUCUGUUCAGAUGUUUAUAUCCUGCUUGAAAGUCAAGUGGCUGAAAUAUUUCACAUUUCUGCGCUCAUGUUGAAGAGUUUGAAUCAUCUUGUUGGGAUCGUUUUUGUGUUCCUUGGUUCAUUCAUUCAAAUGUUCCUAGCUUUUAUUUUUUGCGUCCCGUUUGAGGAUUUGUAGGAGAAUGUUUAUCCACGCUGACAUGUUGAAAGGUGAAUGCCAUCGAUGUAAAAGUAACUCAGCUGUGUAAAUACGUUUAUUAAACAUAUUUUCUUUAAUGAUCA